Molecule: messenger RNA, 216 nt
Organism: Clunio marinus
Lineage: Eukaryota; Metazoa; Arthropoda; Insecta; Diptera; Chironomidae
Source: the annotation of a GenBank genome assembly
AUGAUGAUGAUUAUUAUUACUAUUGGCACAAAGUCAAUGAACUAUCGCGGAUUGAGCUUCAAAACGGCUGGAGAAUUAUCUGAAGUAGUUGUUGUUAUGCAAUUGCUUGUUACGGGAAUAAUCAUGAAAACGAAUGGAAUAAAAAGCAACAAAAAAGAAAACUCAUUUGUUGCGCAACAAAAAAAUUCUGCCAUCAUCAUUAAAACAUCGCGGUGA